GUUCUCUGAACUUUCCUCUUUCUUUGUCUGUUUCCUCUUUCCUUCCACCCAUCUUCCUUUUCUAAUUCUGCAUCUCUCAGUCUCAUAAUAAUAAAUCAUCUCUCUCCAAAACCAACUCUUCUUCUUCUUACUCCACUCUUCUCACUUCCACUAUCGCCAUGGCCUCCCACUCAAACCAACCAGGUCCCGGAGCUGAAGGGCUAGGAGAGAAGGACCCCCCAACAAGUUUCCAGAACCCGCUUUCUGAGAUAUCCCCGUCGCCGUCUCCGUCGUCGGCGCCGGCGCCGGCGCUGGUGCUGUCGAACUCGGGGAAGCGAAUCGACCAGGCGGGGAAGAAGAAGUACGUGAAGCAGGUGACGGGGCGCCACAACGACACCGAGCUCCACCUGGCGGCGCAGAGGGGCGACGUGGGCGCCGUGAGGCAGAUCCUUGAGGAUGUUGAUUCUCAGAUUAUGGGAACUCUGAGUGGCGAUGGCGAUGAGGAUGAUCUGAACGCGGAGAUUGCGGAGGUGCGUGCUUGUCUUGCCAACGAAGAGAACGAGCUCGGUGAGACCCCUCUGUUCACAGCUGCUGAAAAGGGUCACCUUGAUGUGGUGAAGGAGUUGCUUAACUAUUCCACCGCUCAGACUGUUUCCAAGAAGAACCGAUCCGGAUUUGAUCCAUUGCAUAUUGCAGCUAGUCAAGGCCACCACCCCAUUGUUCAGGUUUUGCUAGAUUAUGACUCAGGAUUGAGCAAAACUAUUGGUCCCUCCAACUCCACUCCGCUUAUAACCGCAGCAACAAGAGGGCACACGGAAGUGGUGAAUGAGCUGCUGUCAAAGGAUUGUAGCUUGUUAGAGAUUGCUAGAUCCAAUGGCAAAAAUGCGUUGCAUUUAGCAGCUCGUCAGGGUCAUGUGGAGAUUGUGAAAGCCUUGCUCAGUAAAGAUCCACAGUUGGCUCGGAGGACUGACAAGAAAGGGCAAACUGCAUUGCAUAUGGCUGUAAAAGGGCAGAGUUGUGAUGUGGUGAAAUUGCUUCUUGAGGCAGAUGCUGCUAUUGUUAUGCUUCCAGACAAAUUUGGUAACACGGCGUUACAUGUGGCAACCAGGAAAAAGCGAGUAGAGAUAGUGAAUGAGUUAUUACAUCUGCCAGACACCAAUGUGAAUGCAUUAACUAGAGACCACAAAACAGCUCUUGACAUUGCUGAAGAUCUUCCCCUCUCCGAAGAGGCAUCAGAUAUAAAGGACUGUCUUUCUCGAUAUGGAGCACUUAGAGCUAACGAGCUCAACCAACCAAGGGACGAACUGAGGAAAACUGUUACUCAAAUCAAGAAAGAUGUUCACACCCAACUUGAACAAACCAAGAGAACCAACAAAAAUGUUCACAAUAUUUCCAAAGAGCUAAGGAAACUCCACAGGGAAGGAAUUAACAAUGCCACAAACUCAGUGACAGUGGUGGCUGUGCUGUUUGCUACAGUUGCUUUUGCUGCUAUAUUCACUGUGCCUGGUGGGGAUCACAAUGACGGCUCUGCAGUGGUAGCAGCUUAUGCUGCUUUUAAAAUCUUCUUUGUCUUUAAUGCUAUCGCACUUUUUACAUCUUUGGCUGUUGUGGUUGUUCAAAUCACUUUGGUUAGAGGUGAAACUAAAGCAGAGAAAAGGGUGGUAGUGGUGAUCAACAAGCUCAUGUGGUUGGCUUCUGUCUGUACUUCAGUGACGUUUAUUGCUGCUUCUUACAUAGUUGUGGGUAAGAAGAAUGAGUGGGCUGCAAUUUUGGUUACAUUAGUUGGAGGGGUGAUAAUAUCUGGAGUUAUUGGCACUAUGACUUACUAUGUAGUGAGGUCUAAGAGAAGCAGAUCAAUGAGGAAGAAGGAGAAGCAAGCUGCCAGGAGGAGUGGAUCUAACUCAUGGCAUCAUUCUGAAUUCUCCAAUUCCGAGGUUGAUCCGAUUUAUGCGCUUUGAGUUUGAACUUGCAACCUUCAGGGGAUCAUGAAGAACAAAUUGUUGUGAAAAAGAUGACAGGUUUUUAGGUUUGCUACUUGCUCCAUGUUACCACUUUAAGAGUUCUUCACUGUACAGGAAAUUGUUCUCUUCGGCUUAGCUGCUGCUUUUCUAGGAUCUUAUAUACAAAUUGGAAUGAAGCAUGCAUCAUCAUUGUAACUGUUAAAUGGUGCACUGCCUGUAUCUUUAUCCCGGUCUGUGAUUUUUAAGAACAAAAUCCAACAUUGCUUUAAUUCUCAAUUAUGUAUUGAUGUAUUAGCAAAAUGUCUCCCUUCCCUGUUCGUUACUGUUUUUUUUCUAUCACUAGAAUUGUCUUCGGGGCCUAAUCUACACAAUUGACCCUUGAUAAUGCUGCAUGCUGAGUUCUGAUAGAGAAUGAAAUAGUAAUACGUGUUAAUUGUAUUUUUUUUAUUUGUUGAUA
Glycine soja is the source of this 2397-nucleotide messenger RNA. RefSeq names its product ankyrin repeat-containing protein ITN1-like. The coding region runs from base 159 to 1937 and encodes 592 amino acids. The record is from RefSeq and is a predicted model, not a curated record. Gene Ontology annotation, cellular component: plasma membrane. NCBI's taxonomy places the organism in Eukaryota, Viridiplantae, Streptophyta, Magnoliopsida, Fabales, Fabaceae. Gene Ontology annotation, molecular function: protein phosphatase 1 binding; protein phosphatase regulator activity. The transcript has 4 exons.